UCACUAAUUUUUAAAUAUCGUUUAAAAAAGGUUGGGUUCCCCGCCGUUUCCAUGGCACUUCGAUACAAUUUUUUCCUUCCCCCUGCGAAUUGCUAUGAAAAAAAUCUUAAUUACUCACAAAAAGCAAAGAAAUUAUAUUUAUUUAUUGGCAUUUGUUUCAACGAAAAAAUAGAUACUUAAACUUCAAAAAAUGGAACAAGCCCGAAUGACUGUUCAUCAACUUCGACAAGAGGCAAAUAUUAAUCGCAAAAAAGUGUCUGAUGUUGCUAGAGAUUUAAUUGACUUUUGUGAGACCAAAAAAAAUGAAGAUCGCUUAAUUACAGGACCAAUAGGGCCCAAUCCUUUUCAAGAAAAGAAAUCUUGUUCAUUGCUUUGAUUUAAUUUUUUAAUCUAUAUUUUAUUUUAUUAAUCUGAUUAAAGCGAAGGAAUGUUUUUUUGUUUAAUUUUAAAGUUUCUAUAUAGUCUGACCCGAGUAAAUAACGAGUCAGGCAUAUGUCAUGAAAGUGCCCAACACAAUACAAACCAGCUAGAAAAUUCUUGAAAACUUCA
Messenger RNA from Meloidogyne enterolobii, 549 nucleotides. NCBI's taxonomy places the organism in Eukaryota, Metazoa, Nematoda, Chromadorea, Rhabditida, Meloidogynidae. The record is from the annotation of a GenBank genome assembly.